Trematosphaeria pertusa is the source of this 1176-nucleotide messenger RNA. Its product is annotated as PLC-like phosphodiesterase. The transcript has 2 exons. The coding region runs from base 1 to 1176 and encodes 391 amino acids. NCBI's taxonomy places the organism in Eukaryota, Fungi, Ascomycota, Dothideomycetes, Pleosporales, Trematosphaeriaceae. The record is from RefSeq and is a predicted model, not a curated record. Gene Ontology annotation, molecular function: phosphoric diester hydrolase activity. Gene Ontology annotation, biological process: lipid metabolic process.
AUGACACUGGAAACGAGCCUCUUAGGAGCAGCCUAUCCGACCAACCUGUCCUCGUCCUUGUCUCCUUUUUCGCCUACUUCCUCAUCGACCUCCGCAUCUCUAAUAGCUAUAACUGGAACUUCAAGUUCGACUCCACCUCAAAACGCCACCGCUUCUGCUAGCACAGCAGCUCACGCGCGACCUACGAAUACACGACCAUGCAAUGGUUACGCGGAAUUCUGCAAUCGGAAAUUCAGCAAUGUCUCAAUGGUCGUUGCGCACAAUAGCCCAUUCGUCGUUCCAAACAACGCUGCCAGCAACCAGGAUCUGAAAGUCCUCACGCAGCUCGAGGACGGAGUGCGUGGCUUGCAAUUCGAGACACAUUAUCCUAACGCCACUGUAGGGCUACGCCUCUGCCAUACGUCGUGCGAUCUCCUUGAUGCCGGCUCCCUUGAAUCGUACCUUACGAUCGUCCAAGGAUGGCUUGCUGCGCAUCCCUACGAAGUCAUUGCGAUCAUGAUGGGCAACGAUGCUCGCGUACAAGCGACUACGUACGUUGAGCCAUUCCAGAACGCGGGCCUGAUACCCUACCUAUACAUUCCACCCAGCGGCACUAUGACGCUGGAUCAGUGGCCCACUUUGUCUGAGAUGAUUUUGCAUAAUACGCGAGUCGUCGUUAUGCUGGACUACCUAGCAAACCAGGCCGAAGUGCCCUGGCUACUCGACGAAUUCAGCUACCAAUGGCAAACACCCUUUUCGCCAACAGAUCCCGCUUUCCCCUGCACGCAGCAACGCCCACCCAACCAGGCAGACACCGUGUCUAGAGAUAAGGUAUACAUGCUCAACCAUAACCUGAACAUCCAAAUCCCGCUCUUCGGGCAGGAGGUCCUCAUCCCUGCAUACACUCUGCUCGACGAAGUCAACGCGGUGUCGGGAAAUGGCAGUCUUGGUUUGAACGUCAACAACUGCGCAGCUAUGUGGGGCCGGCCACCAAACUGGUUGCUCGUAGAUUACUACAAUUUUGGAAGCUUCAACGGAUCGGUGUUCCAAGUCGCUGCGACUGCGAACAACGUAUCUUACAACCGGGGCUCCUGCUGCGGCACGGAAGUCACGAAUGCCGCCAGACGAGAUUCUGGGAACGGCAUGGGGUCCGUUUACGCUGUUAUAGGAGCCUUUUGUUUCCUCAUCCUGCUGUAA